AUGGCGCAAGUUAGCCAGCUUCCCUGCGACGGAGACGGCGUCUGCAUGCUCUGCAAGGUGACUCCGACCGACGCCGAGAAGCUCACCUGCAAGACCUGCGUGACCCCCUGGCACGCUGCCUGUCUCUUGGCCAAGCCCGAGUCCCUGGCCGCCACUCUCCUGUGGGAGUGCCCCGACUGCACAUCAAUCUCCGGCGACGCUCCGGCGCACGUCCCCGCCUUGAACGCCGGCGUGGACGGCGGUCUGGUGGCGGCGAUCCGGGAGAUCGAGAACGACGCGACCCUGACGGAGCAGGAGAAGGCGAGGAGGAGGCAGGAGCUGAUGAGCGGGAAGGCGACGGUGGAGGAGGAGAAGAAGGGGGCGAAGGACGUCUUGGAUGUGCUCGGUGGGAUUUUCAACUGCGUCUUCUGUAUGCAGUUACCGGAUAGGCCUGUUACGACACCAUGUGGACACAAUUUCUGCCUGAAGUGCUUCCAGAAAUGGGUUGGACAAGGGAAGCGUAUUUGUGGAAAAUGCCGUGGUGAAAUCCCUCCCAAGAUGGCAAGUAACCCCCGAAUCAACUCUUCACUUGUAUCUUGCAUACGUACGGCUAAGUUGUCAAAAGCAAAUGCAAACGGGGGGCCUGCUCGGGUUUAUCAUUAUGUACAAAAUCAAGACAGGCCGGACAAGGCGUUCACUACAGAACGUGCACAGAAGACUGGAAAAGCUAAUGCUUCAAGUGGCAAGAUAUUUGUCACGAUUCCAGGAGAUCACUUUGGACCCAUUCCUGCUGAAAAUGAUCCAGAGAGAAAUCAAGGUGUUCUGGUUGGUGAGUGCUGGGAGGAUAGGCUUGAAUGUAGACAAUGGGGUGCACAUUUUCCCCAUGUUGCUGGUAUAGCUGGGCAGUCUGAUCAUGGUGCACAGUCAGUUGUGCUUUCAGGAGGCUACCUUGAUGAUGAGGAUCACGGAGAGUGGUUCUUAUAUACUGGAAGUGGUGGAAGGGAUUUGAGCGGUAAUAAGCGAACAAACAAGCAACAGUCUUUUGACCAGACAUUUGACAAAUAUAACAAGGCUCUCCGACUCAGUUGCCUGAAAGGUUAUCCUGUGCGGGUGGUAAGGUCUCACAAGGAGAAGCGUUCCUCGUAUGCCCCUGCUGAUAAAGGUGUUCGGUAUGAUGGAUGCUACAGAAUAGAAAAAUGUUGGCUUAAGGUUGGAGUCCAGGGGUUCAAAGUCUGCCGGUAUCUUUUUGUCAGAUGUGAUAAUGAACCAGCGCCAUGGACGAGUGAUGAGCAUGGGGAUCGACCUAGACCUUUACCUGAUAUUCCUGAGCUGAAGGCAGCAAAAGAUAUAACAGUGAGGAAAGAAAGCCCAUCUUGGGACUUUGAUGAAAAAGAUGGUCGCUGGACAUGGAUGAAGCAACCACCUCCCAGCAAAAAACCUAUUCUAGCAUUCUGUCCUGAAGCUCAAAGGAAGACAACGAAAGCAAUCAAGAAAGCACAAAAAAUGACUGUACGACAGAAGCUCUUGAAAGAAUUCAGCUGCCAAAUUUGUCGGGAGGUGAUGACUGCACCAGUAACCACACCUUGUGUUCAUCACUUUUGCAAGUCGUGCUUAGAAGGUGCUUUUGUUGGCAAGAGUUUUGUGACAGAAAGAAGCAGAGGUGGACGGUCACUCCGAGCCCAAAAGAAUGUGAUGAAAUGCCCUGCCUGCCCGAUGGAUAUCUCUGAUUUUCUGAAGAAUCCUCAGGUGAAUACAGAGAUAAAGGAUAUGAUCGAGUCACUAAAAGCUCAGAAUGAAAAGGAAGAGAAGGUGGAUCCAACUGAGGAGUCAAGUGAUGAAGAGGAUGAGGAUCCAAAUGAGGUGUUAAGUGAAGAUGAUUUUGACAAUGAAGCUGCUGAUCAUGUGUCUGAUGAAGCAGGAGUGAAUGGCAACGGGCAGACUUCACGAACAAAGUUGCCCACAAGGAGUCCCAAACGUCUGAAGGUUGAUGCUGGUAAUUCCUCAUCAAAGACUGAUGAUGAUGGGGAGGCAAAGGAAAUUUUUGGUGCCCUGACUGAUGGUUUGAAGGGAGAUCCUAAAGAGAGCAAAUCUGAUGCUCCUGUUGCAAAGCAUGGGAGGAAACCUGCUGCUCAGGGCGGUGCUGGAGCAAAGACCCGAGGAAGAAAGGGGACUAAGGGGGAAGCACCGGGUGAUGAAGAAGGAAAAUCUUCACCAUCAAGUUCUCUACAGGUGCAAUCUGAUGAGGAUCCAAAAGAGAGCGAGAAGCCAGCUGCAAAGUAUGGGAGGAAGCCUGCCAGUCAAGAUGGUACUGGAGCGAAGACCAGAGGAAGAAAGAAGGCUCAGGAGAAAGAAGCAUCGGGAAAUGAAGAAGGAAAUGGCUCACAGUCAAGUCCUCAGCAGGUGCAAUCUGUUGAGGAUCCAAAAGAGAACAAAAAGCCAGCUGCAAAGCGUGGGAGGAAGGCUGCUGGUGAGGGUGGUGCUGGAGCAAAGAAGGCUCAGGAGGAAGAAGCAAUGGAUGUUGAUGAUGGAAAUGUUUCACCAUCAAGCCCUCUGCAUGUGAAAGCCGAUGAUUUGGAGUGAUCGGUUGACUUGUGCUGCAAGUAAUGUUGAACUUCUAAGUGGUAUUUUGGUGAUGGUUCUUCUUGGGAGAAGUGGGAUAGUUACAGCAGCAUACAAACUUAUAUUUUGGAAGUGCUUAAGUGUCUAUAGACAGGCUGCUUUGCAUUUGCUUUUAGUUUGAUGAACUUAUCGGGCAAUGCUUGCCCAUAGUUGGUUCCAUCCUGUCCCAAUGUAGGUAACUUUGGUGGUUAUCAAGUUCUUUGGCUACAUUUUUUUAGCCUCA
This is a messenger RNA of Pyrus x bretschneideri (Chinese white pear), 2821 nucleotides long. RefSeq names its product E3 ubiquitin-protein ligase ORTHRUS 2. The record is from RefSeq and is a predicted model, not a curated record. The transcript is spliced from 9 exons. The coding region runs from base 1 to 2559 and encodes 852 amino acids. Gene Ontology annotation, biological process: protein ubiquitination; negative regulation of gene expression via chromosomal CpG island methylation. NCBI's taxonomy places the organism in Eukaryota, Viridiplantae, Streptophyta, Magnoliopsida, Rosales, Rosaceae. Gene Ontology annotation, molecular function: ubiquitin protein ligase activity; metal ion binding.